GUCAGAUUGAAUAAGUAUGUUGGGAUGGGAAGGAAGGUCAAUCACAAGUUUUUUGAGUUGAGUGAUUCAUUAUCGAAGGGUUCAAUUAUUUUGUUUCCUGUUACAUGAAAUUUUAAUAAAAUAAGAUACAGUGCCAUUUAAGACAAUCAAGUGUUAUACCAGUAUGAUAAUAACAAUGUUGUUUUACACCAGUAAGGGCUACGAGUGAAUUGUUCAAUGGAACGAAUAUUGUAAAUUUGUGUUUGUGUAUGGAAAGUGCCUUUCUGUACAAUGCCUUUCGACUUUUUGUGUUGUGUGAGGCCGGGGGUGGAGGAUGUGUGCGAGUUAGACUAUUCCCACCAGUCCUUGACGGACGUUCCUACGGAAGUGUUCGUCUAUGAAAGGACGCUCGAGACUCUGCUGUGUAAUAGUAAUCGAAUCAGUGAGUUGCCGCGCCAACUGUUUAUGUGCCAUGGCCUGAAGAACCUGGAUCUAAGUGACAACGAGCUCCAAGCCAUCCCUACGGCCAUCUCGUCCCUGGUCAACCUUCACAACUUCAACAUCAGCAGGAACACGCUCGCUUCGUUACCUGACACCAUGAAAGCCCUGAAGUAUUUAACAUUCUUAGAUUUAUGUGUUAACCCUUUGGAAAAACUUCCCGAUGCCAUCACAAAUCUAAUUGCAUUGCAAGAAUUAUAUCUAAAUGAUACCUACCUUGAGUAUCUACCGGGUAAUUUUGGACGACUUGCUAAUUUACGUAUACUUGAGUUAAGAGAUAAUUAUUUAAUGAUUUUACCUAAAUCUCUUUCUCGCUCAACUGAACUUCUCAGACUUGAUUUAGGUCAGAAUGAAUUCCAACAAUUCCCUGAAGUGAUUGGAAGAUUUACAAAGCUGAGAGAACUGUGGAUCGACAACAACAGUCUGACAAGUAUACCAAGUGUGAUAAAACCUUUGGAGAACUUGAUACAUUUGGAAGCUAGCAAUAAUAUGAUCGAAGAGCUUCCUGUUGAAAUUGGUUACUGUUCAAAAUUAAUAGACAUCAGUUUAUCAGCAAAUACUCUCACUCAGCUCCCAGACAGCAUCGGACAACUUGGCAACCUGACAACACUGAAGUUGGACAAUAAUAGGCUGUAUUCUAUCCCGGAGAGUAUAGGCCAGCUCUCAAAUCUAGAGGAGUUAAUGCUUAUGUGCAAUUACAUAGACAAAAUUCCCUCUUCUAUUGGUCUGCUCAGAAAAUUACAAUAUCUCAACAUUGAUGAUAACAUGAUUAGAGCAAUACCUCCUGAGAUAGGAAGUUGUUCAAAGUUAUCAGUAUUAUCACUGCGAGCAAAUAAAUUGACUAAGGUUCCACCAGAAAUUGGUCACCUUUCUUCCUUAAAAGUACUAAACUUAGUGAGUAAUUCACUGAACAGCCUUCCUCAGUCCCUACUGAAUUGUGAUAAUCUUGUUGCCCUUUGGCUGUCUGAGAAUCAAAGCAAACCUCUUGUGCCUAUGCAUUCUGAAGUGGAUCCACAUACCUAUGAGCAAGUCCUCACUUGUUUCCUCUUUCCCCAAGUGCCUUUGACCCCCAUUGAAAACAAAUUGGACAAUGACAAAUCUGAAAAUGCAGAAGUUCAGCCUUCUGCACGCCAUAUUAGUUUUGUAGACAUGAAAGUAGCACCUAAAAUACCUGAAAAGCCAGGUCAGUUAAGAAGAGCGCCAACACCGUAUCCAAAAGAGUUAAGGGCUCUGGCCAAACACGCCAGAAAUAUUCACAAAGAUGGUACACAAGAUGUGUCGCCUCCUAUGCAAAAUGCUGUAUUAAUCAAAGCUGCUAAAAUAACACCUACACUACAGCAGAGAUUUGCAUCUGAUAACAAGAAAGAAAUUGAAGAUGAAAAAGAUAAUACAGAUGGCAAUACUGAUGCUAUGAAGGUUUCUAUGUAUGAUAAUGUUACACCGGAUAAUGCAUAUGACAGACCUCUAGAUCUAGAGAAGACCUAUAAAAGUGUAGAUCAUGCAUUGUACCCUGAUAACAAUGAUGAUGAGAAUAACGAUUUUAAACCUGGUAAUCACUAUAACAUGUCACAGAAAUCACAUUUUGGGAAUGAACAUAAUACUGAAGUUUAUUCUUCGAGACAGGACCUUGAUAGGAAUAUUGUGCCGGUACCUCAAAAUGUAUAUGCCCAUAUGGAACCUAAGAAUUAUCAUAAUAGCAAUGAAAAUAAUUACCAAAGCAAUUUUAAUAGGGUACACAGUCAACUACAAAGAUUAAGUUUAACCUCUCAAGAUAGACGGUCAAAUAACGAAGCCAUAAUAUCAACACAUUUUGAAGACAACACAUAUAAUCACAGACCUGUAAUGGAUAAUACAAAAAAUUUUGAGCCCAUUUACCAUAGAAGAGAACAUCCCAUAACGAAAGGAAAUCACCAUGAAAGAAUUUAUGAAACUGAGAGCUAUGGUUAUGCUAAUGACAAGAACUACAGCCAAAGCAAUUACGACUGUUACAGCUAUCACCCUCAUGGCAAUGCGCCAAACCCGCGUGUACACACUAUUAGCCAGGUCGUCAGCUCGACAACUAUGCCCAAUUUGAGUAACUACAGCAGCGCCUAUCCAGGCCCCACUGUGGAAAGUCAUCAUUAUUCCACAUCAUCUCCAAAUGCCAAUAUAUAUGGAAUGUCAGCCUCAAGUCCUACCUACAUCCCUACGCAGUCACCAGAAUUGUAUUCACCAACGGGGCAUACAAAUACUACUAAUCCAUACAGGAUGACCAAUACGCCACUUAUUUCGGAUGACGGUAGUUACAAUCAUGUACACGCUCCUUCUACGCCUAACAUGUAUGAUUUGUAUGACGCUAUACCAAGUCCUUCAAUGGGAGCUCCGUCGAACCCACCAAGUGUGAUAAGCCAUCGCCACAGCCCAAGCAGUGCAAUGUCUGAGCCGGUAUACGGUAGAGGUCAGCCUCCGCCUUACCAUAUAGUAGCUCCUUACACGAAACACGCUCAAUAUUUCAAUGGAACGGGUGGAUAGUGUUUAAUGAAAGGAAAACAGAAGAUCUUACACAAACCCUGCCCAUAUCAUCAAUAAGAAGUAAGCGGCAAGUGUUAGUGGUCUGAUGUCUGUUUUCUAGACGUGCAAUUUUUUAAAUGUGAUACCUUCAUAUGUUGAAGUUGAAAAGGAAAUACUGAGGUGCUACAAGAUGGAUUUUAUUGUUGGAAUGUGUUCAAGGGGAUAUUUUUAUGACUGGUUCUUUAGUACGAUGUGAGUGCUUCAUACGUUUAUAGUGAGUAGUGCUCGAAACAAAAACCAACCGUUACGCACUUCGGUAGUGAAAAGCUGUGGUGUACAACGGCUGGGCUUACUUCCGACCGAGCACUGAUCAAAUUGAUCAUGAUUGUAACAAAAAGCCAGAAAAAUGUGGCAGCUGGCGUAGCUAUUGUCAAUCGAUGCCAAAGUAGUGACUACAGCUACAGUAGAGUAAUUACUUAAUUAAAUUGAGUAGGAUUUAUGGCAUAUAUGUAUAUGGCAAACUGUAAAAACGAGCACUUUAGGUGACAGCGUAGGUACUGGUUUAGUACAUUGUGUAACAACUAUGUUGUUUCAUUAUACUGUUAUGAAUAUGAUAUGAUUGUUAAAAGUAAUAAUUAAAUUGAUAAAUAAAGCCUGCACAGAAAGUCGUGAAGCUCAGCUAUAUGUCGGCGUAAUCGUAACCAUUUCUUCUCACUGACAGCAGAGACGAGUUAAUAAUACCUAAUACUUAAAAACUGCAAAUCUUUAUACAAAGCUA
This is a messenger RNA of Cydia amplana, 3745 nucleotides long. It is a transcript of the gene Lap1, whose product is annotated as protein lap1. Lineage: Eukaryota; Metazoa; Arthropoda; Insecta; Lepidoptera; Tortricidae. Gene Ontology annotation, biological process: establishment or maintenance of epithelial cell apical/basal polarity; cell-cell adhesion; embryo development. Bases 271 to 2988 code for a protein of 905 amino acids. The record is from RefSeq and is a predicted model, not a curated record. The transcript has a single exon. Gene Ontology annotation, cellular component: adherens junction; postsynaptic membrane; basolateral plasma membrane. Gene Ontology annotation, molecular function: protein binding.